CAAGCGAUGCGGCGUUCCAGGCCGUCAUCAAACAGUCGGGGGAUAAAUUGGUGAUAAAAGUUGAAUCGGACUCUCGGGUCGCGGUGCAUCAUGCAGCAGUCCGACGGUAAGAGCUCCGGAGGCGGCGGGCUGGACGGCUGUCUCCUGCAUCACCGGACCGAGGCGGCCGGCGGGACGUGCAUCGGAGACAGGAUGGUGAAGGUGGAGUCGGGCGUUCUGCUGUCCUCGUCCCAGACCGCCGAGCUGGCCUUCCUGCGCUCGCGCGUCCGAGACCUGGAGCGGGAGAAGGCGGAGAUGGGGGCGGAGAACCAGCGGCUCCGGACCAUGCUGGUCAACGAGAUCCCCGGGCUGCUGUCCACCAUGUGGCAGACCCUCGGGCAGAACAACACCAGCAGCCACCACCACCACUCCCCUCUCUCGGUCUCCAUGACGACGGGGAGGGGAGGAGCCCGAGACUACGGCUCUUCCUACUCUCAGCACCACCCGCUGCAGCCGGCCAGCCACACCUCGGAGGACGGGGAGUUCAGCCCUAGCGACCACCUCGACGACCACUCCACGCUCGGCCCCGAGGACCUAAGUGGGGACAUGGUGGACUACGGCGAGGAGGAGGAGGAGGUGCCCGGGGGGGAUCUGGGUAUGGGCGGAGACAUGAUGGGGGAGGAGCCAAUCUGCAGCCAGACGGACAUGGUGGAGGCGGAGCUGAGGAGGCGGGGCGCGGAGAGCCAGUGCGCUAACAGACAUGCUAGCAGCCAUGCUAGCAGCCAUGCUAACAGCCAUGCUAGCAGCCACGCCAACAGCCAUAUCCACCACGUGGAGGUGUACCCGGGCUCCGGGGUCAUGUGUGACGUGCGCUCCUGGCACGCGGCCAACCAGGCGCAGUCGCCCACGGCGAUGGCGCGCACCCUGCUGCUGGGCGUGUUCGACAUGGAGACGCUCAUCAGCAGCAACCUGCGGGGGGGGCGGAGCCGGCGGCCCGCCUUCCACCCCCAGCGCAGCGCCCUGGACCCCCACCGCAUCAACGCCAUCUUCAAUGCCACCCUGGCCCGGUUCCCCCAGGCCCGUAAGGGGGUGAUCGGUACCGGCAUCAACUCCAAGCUCUCCGAGAUCCGCUUCCGCUUCCGGAAGGCCAACCCGGUGUUCGUCAUCCCCGGGCCGUGUGAGGGACAGCCCGUUAGCCCCGCCCACCUCAGAGCCAACGCCACAUAACCCCCCCCCCCCCCCCCAAGGCUAACCUCGCCGCUGCACUGUGUGUGUGUGUGUGUGUGUGUUGGAGUGAGGAUGGGUGUGUGUCUGAGGGUGCGAGUCUGUGUGUACUUUGUGUGUCUCUGUGUCUCUGUUUGUGUGUGUUUGUGUCUCUGUGUGUGUGUGUGUGUGUGUGUGCGCGUGCCUGUGCGUAUGUGUGAGUGUGUGUGAGGGAGACAUGCUUCCACAGUGAUUCCUCUCAUGUCGGAGCUCUGCUGCUUUGUGUCAAAACAAAGAAUCCACCCUGGCGUUCUUCAGCCGCGGUCUCUAAGUGCUGCCCGUGGAGCUCUGAGCGCUCCAGUCUGCCAGGGGCGCUGGAGCCGGAACACGGUCUGGAUUCAGAGGCUGAGGGCAGGCUGGUCGGGGACAAGAUGAGAGAAGGUUAUACUUUACUGAUCCCAGACGGGUCGUCUUUGGUUAUAACCGAGGUCGGCGUUUAGGAUUUGGUCGUGGAGAACCAAUAAAAAAAGUGUGGACAUGGCCUGAGACACACACGCACACGCACACGCACA
Molecule: messenger RNA, 1754 nt
Organism: Gadus morhua (Atlantic cod)
Lineage: Eukaryota; Metazoa; Chordata; Actinopteri; Gadiformes; Gadidae
Exons: 5
Coding region: 91-1206 (371 amino acids)
Molecular function (GO): DNA binding
Source: RefSeq, a predicted model, not a curated record